AUGAGAGACAAGGUCGGGGCGGCGAAUGAAAGCCAGUCAGGGGAGGAGAAGCACGCGAAGAUGAGAGAGGAGCUGGGGCGAACGAACGAGGCUUUAAGGGAGUUUGGGCGGAGAGCGAGGGAAGCAGAGCAGCUGCUUCUGGCUGUGCUGGAUGAACACAAAGGCUUUAAGUUGCUAGGAGAGGGGGGCAGAGCAGGGUCGAAGGGGGGGGGUGGGGAGGGGAAAGAGGGGUUGAGGGAGGUUGGGGAGGAGGAGAAAGGGGUUGCAGGGGGAAGCGGGGUAGAGGAGAAGAGGGAGCAGGGGGAGGCUGGUUUGGGAGAGAAGGCUGAGAAAGGAGCAAAGGAGAAGAGAAAGAGCAUGAAACAAAAAGGCUACACGACCUUCGCGCCACCCGAACACGCCCUAGGUGCACCUCUCCUCGCCGCCCUUCCCCCUGCACCUCAGGAUGAGCAGCUUAGAAUGUCACUUCUGUAUCACUGUACUGAUGAGAAGGCCCUUGGGAUUAUCCGGAAGGAGAAGAAGAGGGAAAAGGAGAGUGGAAAGGAGAGAGGGAAGGAGAGGAGAAGUGGGGUUGGUGGGGUGGAAGGAGGGGAAUCGAAGCCUAUCAGUCCCCGGCCUACUCCCACUGCCGGUGCUGCUGCUGCUGGGAAGGCGGCAGGGAGAUCAGGCGAGGCUGAUUUUGCUGCUGCUGCAGCGGCGGCGGCGGCGGCGGCGGCAGCAGCAGCAGGAGCAGGAGGAGGAGGAGGAAAAGGGGUGCCAGUGGGCUUGCCUCCCCCUCCUCCGGGGUGGAAACCCGUAGACCCCCUCCCUUCCUUUCCAGACAUUGCUGCUGCUGCCGCCGCCGCCGCCGCUGCAGCAGGAAAAGCAGCAGCAGGAGGGGCAGCAGCAGGGGUACCCCCACCUAUGCCGGCUGGGUGGAGACCAGGAGAUCCCCUCCCCCUCCCUCCCCCUCCUCCGGGGUGGAAACCUGGAGACCCCCUCCCAACUCUUCCCACCGCUGCCACUUUUCCUUCUGCUGCUGCGGCCACUCCUGCUGCUCCUUCUGCUGCUGCUGCUGGCGCUGCUGCUGCUGCUGCUGCUGCUCCUACUCCAUCCAUUCCCCCAGCCGCACCCCUGCCCGCCCUUCCGACCAUGCCUGCAGGGUGGAAACCCGGAGACCCCAUACCCCUCCCCUUACCAGGCGCCCCUGCUGUGCCCCUGCCAGUGGCAGCAGGUGUACCUCCCUCAGAUGUACCUCCCCCGAGCGUGCCUGCUGCCGCUGCUGUUGCUGUGGCUGGCAUGGUGGUGGGACCUGGGGAAGGUGUUAUCCGGCCGCCAGCAGUGGCAGGGGCAGGGAAAGAAGGGGCAGCAGGAAAGGAAAGAGCAGCAGGGGCAGGUGUGCGUGGUGGUGGUGCUGCUGCUGCUGCUGUGGCCUUACCCCCUGCUCCGGCUGCUCCUGCUGCUCCUGGGACGUUUCAAGUGGCACACGUGCAGCUUGAUUUGGACGAGUCUGAUUUUGAAAGCGAUUUCAGUGAUGCGUCUUCAGACGAUGAUGAUGAGUGA
Molecule: messenger RNA, 1542 nt
Organism: Closterium sp. Naga37s-1
Lineage: Eukaryota; Viridiplantae; Streptophyta; Zygnematophyceae; Desmidiales; Closteriaceae
Source: the annotation of a GenBank genome assembly